AUGAACAUGGGGGCCAUUUUUCAGAACUCCACUGACUUCAUCCUUUUGGGUCUCAUCACCCAUCCACUGUUUCCUGAACUUAUUUUUACAGUGGUCUUCUUCAUCUUCGUGGUAGCUGUAACAGCUAAUGUAGUCAUGAUUCUGCUCAUUCAUGUGGAUUCUCGCCUCCAUACGCCCAUGUACUUUUUGCUUAGCCAACUCUCCAUCAUGGACACAGUCUAUAUUUGUAUAACUGUCCCCAAAAUGCUGCAAGAUCUUCUGUCCAAGGAAAAGACCAUCUCCUUCGUUGGAUGUGCAGUUCAGAUAUUUCUAUACUUGACCCUGAUUGGAGGAGAAUUCUUCCUUCUGGGCCUGAUGGCCUAUGACAGGUAUGUUGCUGUAUGCAACCCCCUCCGAUACCCUCUCCUCAUGAACCGCAGAAUUUGCUUGUUUAUGGUAGUGGGCUCCUGGGUUGGUGGCUCCUUGGAUGGAUUUAUGCUGACCCCUGUUACGAUGAGUUUUCCCUACUGUGGAUCUCGGGAAAUCAAUCAUUUUUUCUGUGAGAUUCCAGCUGUGUUGAAGCUGUCAUGUACAGACACUUCCCUGUAUGAGACCCUCAUGUAUUCCUGCUGUGUGCUAAUGCUGCUCAUCCCUAUAUCUAUCAUCUCUGUCUCCUACACACGGAUUCUGAUUACUGUCCAUAGGAUGAAUUCAGCUGAGGGCAGACGCAAAGCCUUUGCUACUUGUUCCUCUCACAUUAUGGUGGUGAGUAUCUUCUAUGGGGCAGCCUUCUACACCAAUGUGUUACCCCAUUCUUAUCACACACCAGAGAAAGACAAGGUUGUGUCUGCUUUCUAUACCAUCCUUACUCCCAUGCUCAACCCACUCAUCUACAGCUUACGGAACAAAGAUGUGGCAGCAGCUUUAAGAAAAGUUUUGGGAAGAUGCACUUCCAUCCACAGAAUCAGAGCAGAAAAUGCAUCUAUGAAAUACUAG
Elephantulus edwardii (Cape elephant shrew) is the source of this 975-nucleotide messenger RNA. RefSeq names its product olfactory receptor 2T2-like. Gene Ontology annotation, cellular component: membrane. The record is from RefSeq and is a predicted model, not a curated record. The coding region runs from base 1 to 975 and encodes 324 amino acids. NCBI's taxonomy places the organism in Eukaryota, Metazoa, Chordata, Mammalia, Macroscelidea, Macroscelididae. The transcript has a single exon. Gene Ontology annotation, biological process: G protein-coupled receptor signaling pathway. Gene Ontology annotation, molecular function: G protein-coupled receptor activity; olfactory receptor activity.